Drosophila takahashii is the source of this 843-nucleotide messenger RNA. RefSeq names its product centromere identifier (gene cid). Gene Ontology annotation, cellular component: nucleosome; nucleus. NCBI's taxonomy places the organism in Eukaryota, Metazoa, Arthropoda, Insecta, Diptera, Drosophilidae. Gene Ontology annotation, molecular function: DNA binding; protein heterodimerization activity; structural constituent of chromatin. The record is from RefSeq and is a predicted model, not a curated record.
UGCACAAAAAAGCGGGAUUUUUCGCUUUAAAUAAAAACGAUUGAUGCUGGUUCUAUAAAUUGCUGGAUUCGAAAAAUGCCGAGAAAAAGUGGCGCAAGCCGCAAGGUGGACGUGCCCAAGCCGACGCUGGGUGACACGGACGCGGAGAGCGACGACGACACGGCCUUCCGAUCGCCGGAACCCGAGGACGGCACCGACUACGGCUUGGAGUUCACCACCAGCCGGCUGACUCUGCAGGACGCCUCCAAUCGCCGCUGCUCGACGCUACGCAAGGACGCCAGAAGUGGACGGGCAUUGGAGGCAGCGGAUAGAACAGCCUCCAGCGAAGAGGAGGAUCAGGAGAAUCGUCUGCCAGCAACCAGAUCGCCGCGACGGAUGACCAGCCAGCAGGAGAGGCGUCCAACUGCCAGCCAAGCAUCUGGCUCAGGACCAGCUGCUCCUCAGGAUCGUAGGCGGCCACGCAAGAUGGCCAAUCCCAUGAGCAGAGCCCGGCGAAUGGAUCGCGAGAUCCAACAUCUGCAGAAACAUCCCGGCACGCUUAUACCCAAGCUGCCGUUCUCGCGCUUGGUUCGCGAAUGUAUCAUGAAGUACAGCGACGGAGCACCGUUGAAGAUCACCGAGGGCGCCUUCAACGCCCUGCAGGUGUCCAGCGAGAUGUACGUGACGCAGCGUCUGGCCGACUCCUACAUGCUGACCAAGCACCGCAAUCGCGUCACGCUGGAGGUGCGCGACAUGGCUCUGAUGGCUUUGAUCUGCGACCGGGGUCACAACUAGUCCAAUAUCUUAGCAUUAACAUUAAGUAUUUCCUUUGUAAUCCCUUCAAAACAUUAUUACAAAUACCAC